UCAAUGUAUCACAGGCCUGCACAGUGAUCUGCCCGUCUCGACCUGAAAGCAAAAUAAUGCCUCCAAAGAAGUGGUUUUUGAAAAGAAAAGCAAAUAAACGCAAGGAACAAGUCCCCAUUGAAAAAAGUCAAGAAGAGCGAGAUGAAACCGUUGCCACAAGUUCUCAGCAAUCACCCGGCAGUGCUGGAAGUGAAAGUAUAACCCACGUGCCUCUACAUGUGCAGGAGUCAAAUACCGAUACAGAUGUAUCUGACACCGGGCCCCAAAUUAAGAAGAGGAAGGAAAAGGUUUCGUCAAAUUUCACAGUCGCAGAAGAAGACGCCAUGAUUGAAUGGCUUAAAGAACACCCGGAAUUAUACAAUAAAAAAAUGUCUCAAUAUAAAGAUCAAAGAAGGAAAGAAUCCCUGUGGCGGGAGCAGGGCAACAGAAUGGGAAAAGACAGUGAAAUACUAAAAAUUUGGUAUAAAAGUAUCCGCACACGUUACGGGAAGCUCAUGAAGAAACAGUCUGGUCAGGCAGAUCAAGAACUAACAGAUAGGGACAGAUGGGUCAUAUCCAACCUUCAAUUUCUCCAAAUCCACAUAGAGCGUGUGCACAGAAGGACCUUAGUUAAUCUAAAAUCGCCUGCAGUGUCCAUGAAUUCGGCUUCAGCCGCAGUAAAUCAAGCUCCCAGUGAUGAUGUAGCUGACAAUCCCACUGAUCCUGAUGACCCAUAUGCAUCAGAUGCCAGAGACCCUACUCCACCGAGCAGUUACUCAGGCCUCAACCCGCCGCCUCGGCCUCCUAGAGGACAGCUCAGCACCCGCAAAAAAAGAAGAGGUGAAGAGGAUGAUCAACUUUUGACGUCACUUCAGGAUCAGGGCACACAUCUUAUUUCCAUGCAGCAACAGCUACUUGAGCACCUCAAACCACAGGGUGACCAGGAGAGACUGGGAUUUGCUGAUUUUGUGAGGUCAACUCUUAUGACUUUUAACCAUGAAUGUUGGCGACGCUGUCAGAAAGACAUGACGCAGUUGCUGUGGCGCUACAUAGAUGAGAAUGAUGCAGCGAGCAGAUUACAGCGACUUCCAUUUGCCUCUAACCCAAUUCACCCAAUUCCUACACCUGCUACUACGCCAUGCUACCCUGCUCCUCCGCCGGCAUUAGGCUUAUCUGGACAAACAGCGACUCAGACACUUUGGCAGCACCCACCCAACCAGUGGCAAACCAACCCUGAAAAUCCAACAUAUGUUUGGGGUUCAGCUGAGUCACGCUGGCCGCAGCAAGGGCUCCCCCAGUUUCACGCCUCGUGUUUGCCUCAGAAACGCCCUUGGACAACCCCCUCAGUUCCCUCUGUCUGCAGCACACCGCCCUCCCUUCAUCUAAGUUGUGUUAGCCUCCCAAGGGACCUGGACACCGAAAAUCAGCAGGCUGCCUAUCAGUCUAACCCGGCUAAAGCAAAUGAGGGAGGGGGGGGAAAGUGGUUGUAUCAGUGA
Molecule: messenger RNA, 1475 nt
Organism: Lingula anatina
Lineage: Eukaryota; Metazoa; Brachiopoda; Lingulata; Lingulida; Lingulidae
Source: RefSeq, a predicted model, not a curated record